Messenger RNA from Mycena indigotica, 2760 nucleotides. RefSeq names its product C2H2-type domain-containing protein. The transcript is spliced from 8 exons. Lineage: Eukaryota; Fungi; Basidiomycota; Agaricomycetes; Agaricales; Mycenaceae. Bases 1 to 2760 code for a protein of 919 amino acids. The record is from RefSeq and is a predicted model, not a curated record.
AUGCCUCGAGCUUCAAAGCCCAAAUCGCCUCGGCGGGGCAAUCGCAAGACUAUCCCGGACUUACCGUGCCAGUUUCCUGGCUGCGGGCGGACAUUCAAGACCGCGUCAGGCCUUACUCGCCACGUUCGUGCUUAUCACGACAAUCCGACCGAAAUCGCUGGGCCAUCGACAAUGCCCUUCGACAAUCCUUCCCCUAGCAAUGGAUCGAGCUCACAACCAUCUCCCUUGCGCGACAGCCCAAUGCCUGCUUGGGAGCCACAUUCUUCGACCCCACCUGCUAGCGUUGCAGAGGGAAAUGGGCCUGAGAACCACUGGCGCCGUAUCUAUCACCCAUUUCUUACUGGCCGUCCGUGCGAUGAGAAUGGUGUAUAUCUUCCCGCAGGGGAACCACCACAGCCACGACACGAUCUUGCGCUGGACGAAUGGGACCCGUACGAAGACCUAGUCCAGUUCCGCCUUGCGGACUUCGCUUUCCGCAAGGCUCAGAUCUCAGGCUCCAACAUCGACGAGCUGCUGGAGAUUUGGGCGUUGGAUAAGCUCAAGUCCGACGAACCUGCUCCAUUCGCGAAUGCCGACCAUCUCUAUGAAACGAUUGACGCAACAACGUUGGGCGACGCUCCUUGGAAGUGCCUCGUCACCGACCCUGUCUCCACUGCCGCUGAUGCUCCCGAGUGGGCCCGACGCUCUUAUGAAAUAUGGUACCGCGACCCCAAAGUUGUUGUCAAGAAUCUCCUUGAUAACCCGGACUUCAACGGGCUCUUCGACUAUGCUCCCUACAUCGAGAUCAACCCAGAGAAUAAACGGCGCUGGUCAGACUUCAUGUCUGCCAACUUCGCAUGGUCGCAUUCGGACGAAAUUUACAAGGCAGAUAACUCAACUGCGGGGAGCGAUGAUCUGCCCGCUGUUCUUUUGGCGCGGACAAGACGACUGUCUCGGUGUCCACCGGCAAUGUCGAAUACCAUCCAGGGCGAUCGAAAGUACGACAAUGAUCCAGCCUUCCGAACGUUCAAGCGCCAGCUGUACCAUGCAUCUUGGGCAGCCGUUCUCUCAUCGCUUAAGCCCGGAAUGACCAACCCUGUCGUUCGUCGCUGCCCCGAUGGCCACUUUCGCCGUGUCAUUUAUGACUUCGGGCCAUUCAUCGCCGACUACCCGGAGCAAGUUUUGCUAGCUGGUAUCGUCCAAGGCUGGUGUACCAAAUGUACCGCUCCCGCACACGAUCUCGAUGGGUCAAUAUCAACAGCGCGAACAUACGAGAGUACAGAGGAGCUAAUCACAGCCUUUGACGGUGAUGCGAAGACGCUUUGGGAAAACUAUGGUAUCAACACUGAUGUUAUUCCAUUUACGACUGAGUUUCUGCGAGCCGAUAUCCAUGAGAUGCUUUCGCCCGACCUUCUUCACCAAUUGAUCAAAGGCACAUUCAAGGACCAUCUGGUCGAGUGGGUGGGGGAGUAUUUGUCUCUGACUCAUGAGAAGGCCGAGGCAGAAAAAAUCCUUGAUGAGAUUGAUCGACGGAUUGCUGCUGUUCCGGCAUUCGGCGGCCUUCGGCGCUUUAAGCAAGGUCGACGAUUCAAGCAGUGGACUGGCGAUGACUCAAAAGCGCUAAUGAAGGUCUAUCUUCCCGCACUAAAGGGUCUGGUCCCGCCCGAAAUUAUCCAGACGCUUAGUAGCUUUCUGGAUUUCUGCUAUUUGGUCCGUCGACAAGACUUCGAUGAAGACACCCUCGAUUCAAUUGAUGCUGCGGUUUCCACCUUCCAUAAGCGACGCGAGUUCUUCCGCACAGCAGGUGUUCGCCCCGAGGGAUUUUCAUUACCCCGUCAGCACUCUAUCCUGCACUACUGCUGGGAUAUUAAACGAUUUGGUGCGCCGUAUGGCGUCUGUUCUUCAAUUACUGAAUCACGUCACAUAACCGCGGUCAAGAAACCAUGGCGUUGCUCAAGUCGGUUCGAAGCCUUGGGUCAAAUGCUGCUUACGAACCAACGGCUCGACAAGUUGGCUGCUGCCCGUGUCGACUUUGAGGAGCGUGGGAUGCUACGUCCCCAGUUUCCUGCUCUCCCGGAUAAGAUCAAUGUGGAUGACGAUGCAGAUGAAGAGGCCAUUGAUGGGCCACGGGUUGAGGGUGCGGUUGUCCUUGCCCGUACACGAGAGCGUUCCUACCCCUCUGAUCCAGUUGAUCUUGGUGUUCAUAUCAAUGUUCCUCAGCUUUCCGACCUCCUCCGAACCUACCUCAAUCUUGAUGCCAACGCCAACCUAGACGAUAUCGAACACCUCUCCGUCUUUCAUUCCGCAACUGCCAGUUUCUAUUCCCCGAGUGAUCCCUCUGGUAUCCGUGGAAUGAAACGAGAGCGUAUACGGUGUACACCCUCAUGGCGAAAGCAUGGUCCACGUCGUGACUGUGCCUUCAUUGUGGAAGAUGAUGCUCCUGGCUUUUCUGGCAUGAGUGUUGUUCGUAUCCGACUGCUCUUCUCAUUCACCUACAAUGGUGUCUAUCAUCCUUGUGCAUUGGUGCGGUGGUUUAAAAAGGUGGGCACCCGACCCGACCCAGAGACGGGAAUGUGGAUUGUUGAACCGGACAUCCGGUACGGGUCUCACUUCAUUACCAUUGAGCACUUGGACACUAUUCUUUGCGCGGCCCAUCUUAUUCCUGUGUUUGGGGAACGUAAUAUUCCUCAUGACCUCCGCUAUACUGACUCUCUUGAUUCCUUUCUUUCAUUUCAUGUUAAUAAGUAUAUAGAUGCACAUGCUAAUGAGAUUGCAUUUUAA